Molecule: messenger RNA, 1026 nt
Organism: Biomphalaria glabrata
Lineage: Eukaryota; Metazoa; Mollusca; Gastropoda; Planorbidae
Product: adenine phosphoribosyltransferase-like
Exons: 4
Coding region: 38-586 (182 amino acids)
Biological process (GO): adenine salvage; AMP salvage
Cellular component (GO): cytoplasm
Molecular function (GO): AMP binding; adenine binding; adenine phosphoribosyltransferase activity
Source: RefSeq, a predicted model, not a curated record
GACACACCUAACCUUUAACCUUUGAUCCAAGGUCACUAUGGCGAAAAAUCUUGAGGACAAGCUAACACGAGUGCGUGCAGCUAUUGUGGAUGUGCCUAACUUCCCUAAAAAAGGAAUAAUAUUUAGAGAUAUAUUUCCAGUACUGAGGAACCCUCCAGUGUUUAAAGAUUUGAUAGAUCUCCUGAUCAGUGCUGUGACCGAGUCUGUGCCUGAUGCUCAGUGCAUAGUUGGCCUUGAAUCCAGAGGCUUCUUGUUUGGUCCCAUCUUGGCAGAACAGCUCAACAUUCCGUUUGUGCCGAUUCGGAAGAAGGGUAAACUUCCUGGAGAAGUCUUAUCAGUUACAUAUGAGUUGGAAUAUGGUUCAGACACUUUUGAAGCCCAGUCUAAUUCUGUAGCUGAAGGGGCAAAAGUUGUCAUCGUGGAUGAUCUUUUGGCUACUGGGGGUACUAUGAAAGCUGCUUGUGACUUGAUGGUCAAGUUGAAAGCCCAAGUUUGUCUGUGUCUGGUCGUCAUUGAGCUUCCCUCCUUAAAAGGCAGAGACAAGGUUUCCUAUCCAGUGAAAUCGCUGAUUACAUUUACAGAUUAGCCUCCCUUGAUCAUCUUUUUUUCUUUUUAAUUUCUUUUGUUGGGAUUUAUUGGUACUGUUCCUUUGUAAAACAAUACUAUUUUUAGAAGAUUACUUACAAUCAUUUCAUAUCAGUUUAUUGUUCUGUUACCUUCUUGCCAUUAUAAUCAACAAUUGAGAUUUGUGUUAGAGAGUAGCUGUUAAGCUUCUGAUAUUAUUUGAAAAAAAAAAUCAAAAACUUUUUUUUUCUAUUUAUCUUUCUUUGUAUUUAUAUUUUUUGAAAAUAUAUUUUUGUUGUAGUUUUUAUGGUUACAUCUUGAUGUAGUCUUAUUUUUUGCUCAAUUGUUUUUCUAAAAUAAAAAUAAAAAUUUGAAUUAGUUAAUCUCCUGUAACAAAUGGAAGAAUUUGUAGCUGAAAAAACACAGGUCCCUUUUAAAGUUGCUCUGCUUGCUGGUGGAGCA